AUGGCCUUCGCGGCCAUCCUUGCCGAUGGAUCAAUCGUUGCCUGGGGCGAUGCGAGCUCGGGUGGCGACUGCAGCGCUGUUCAGCACAAGCUGAAGGAUGUGCAGCAGAUCCAAGCCAGCGGCGAUGCGUUCGCUGCAAUUCUUGGUGAUGGGUCCGUCGUCUCUUGGGGCACCACCGGCUUUUCCUCGAAUUCUGUGCCAGACGACCUGAAGAACGUCAAGCAGAUCCAGGCUGCGUAUAAUGCUUUUGCUGCGAUCCUGGACGACGGAUCUGUGGUGACCUGGGGAGAUCCGCGAGCAGGUGGAGCCUGCGACGAUGUGCGCGACCAGUUGAAGGACGUGCAGUCGGUACAGGCAACGCAUGCAGCCUUUGCAGCUCUCCGUGCAGACGGCUCGGUCGUAACCUGGGGCGAUCCCGGGGCUGGUGGAGACAGUACAGCUGUGCAGGGCAGAUUGAAGAACGUGCAGCAGAUUCAAGCCUCUGGCGGUGCAUUUGCCGCCAUUCUGGGUGACGGGUCCGUUGUCACUUGGGGGCCUGAGCUGCAUGGCGGUCGUUGCGAAGCCGUGGAGGAGCAGCUGAAAAACGUGCAGCAAAUCCAGGCUUCAAGCGGCGACUUCGUGGCCGUGCUGGCAGAUGGAUCGCUCAUUCGCUGGGGCGUUUCCGGUUCCAGCACACUGCUGGAGGGCGCACCUCCCACCACUUCGGCGUAG
Messenger RNA from Symbiodinium sp. CCMP2592, 711 nucleotides. NCBI's taxonomy places the organism in Eukaryota, Dinophyceae, Suessiales, Symbiodiniaceae. The record is from the annotation of a GenBank genome assembly.